CCCUCCUCUCCCACCCUCCCUCGCCGCUGUCCUGCUCCUCCUGCCCGUCCAUCACUGCCCCCUUUUCUUUUCCUCCCGUCCGCAGAUCCGUCCACCACACUUUGACUGGAAGUUUUCCCCCCGCCAGCAGACCUGCUCCACCGGCCACCGUGUGCCAGGAGAGUCGGAGCCAUGGAGCGACAUUAGGAGGAAUUAGGGGAACAAGAAGAGGACGAAGAGGCGAAGGGAAUAAAAAUAUUCAGACUGAGCAGGAACCACGGACGACGUCCAAGCUGAAUCCGCCGGGCCUGCUGACUAUGCCCCGGAGCCCCACCUCCAGUGAGGAUGAGAUGGCUCAGAGCUUUUCCGACUACUCCGACGACUGUGCCUCAGACAGCUCCCGCGAAGAAACCAUCUACGAGACCAUAAGGGCCACGGCCGAGCCAUCUCAGAGCCGCAUGGACGACAUUCACAUAAACUCGCUGGUCGUCCGUGUCCUCAUCCCCGACCUGCAGCAGACGAAAUGCAUGCGGUUCAACCCAGAUGCGACGGUCUGGGUUGCCAAGCAGCGGAUCCUGUGCACACUUAAUCAGAGCCUGAAGGACGUCCUCAACUAUGGGCUCUUCCAACCGGCCAGCAACGGGAGGGAUGGCAAGUUCCUGGAUGAAGAACGCAUCCUUCGAGAGUAUCCCCAGCCAAUCAGCAAGGGUGUCCCAUCUUUGGAGUUCCGCUACAAGAGCCGAGUCUACAGGCAGCCCAAUGUUGAUGAGAAGCAGAUUGCCAAGCUUCACACAAAGGCCAAUCUGAGGAAGUUCAUGGACCUCAUUCAGCAUAAUCAGGUGGACAAAGUGGCUAAGAUGUUGGAGAGAGGCUUCGAUCCCAACUACCAUGACAGUGACACUGGUGAGAGCCCGCUGACGUUUGCAGCUCACCUGGACAACGUGUCAGAGAUGAUCAAGGUGCUGAGGAACGGAGGAGCUCAUUUGGACUUCAGGGCCAAAGACGGCAUGACGGCCCUCCACAAAGCUGCAAGGUCCAAGAACCACAUCAUACUCUUGACACUGCUGGAGCUCGGAGCGUCUCCAGACUACAAGGACAGUCGUGGCCUGACUCCUCUGUAUCACAGCGUGGUGGUGGGAGGAGACCCGGGCUGCUGCGAGCUGCUGCUGAACCAACAUGCCUCCGUCUGCUGCCAGGACGAAAACGGCUGGCAUGAAGUUCACCAGGCUUGUCGUCAUGGCCACGUGCAGCACCUGGAACAUCUGCUGUUCUACGGAGCAGACAUGAGCGCCCAGAAUGCCUCGGGAAACACCGCGCUACACAUCUGUGCCCUGUACAACCAGGAUAACUGUGCCAGAGUGCUGCUUGUUCGCGGAGCUGACAAGGAAGUGAAGAACUACAACAGCCAGAGUCCAUUUCAGGUCGCUAUUAUUGCUGGGAACUUUGAGCUUGCCGAGCUCAUCAAGAACCAUAAAGAGUCAGAUAUAGUGCCUUUCCGCGAGGCUCCAGCCUACUCCAAACGCCGACGGGGUCCGUCUUCUGGCAGCGGAAACGGCCAGUCGCCCUCCUCGUUGUCAGCGCCACGGGUCCUCCUGCGCUCCAACAGCGACAACAACCUAACGGUCAGUCAGUACCAGCAGCAGCAGCAGCAGCAGCAGCAGCACGGUUCUCCUGGCAACUGGGCCCCACAUCUGCAGCAGCACCAACACGCCCAGGCCCACCCGCACCGGGGCGCCCAGCAGGGUCACUCGCAGCCUGGCUCCUCAGCAUUGCAUCGCAGCCUGUCACCCCAGCUGCUCCAGCAGAUGCCCAGCGGCAGCCCCAAUGGCAACGUGGUUGUUCGGACCAUGGGGAGGGGGGCAAGGAGCCGGUCACCCUCCCUCAGCCGGCUGGGGGAGGAGGCCAGACGGGGGAUAUCUUCACAGCGCCAGCCCAGUCCCAGUAGUCAUGGCGACGGAGUAGGAACCAGAAGGAAGCUGUACAGUGCUGUACCUGGGAGACAUUUUGUGGUGGUUCGUCCUUACACUGCUCAGGCCGAGGGGGAGAUUAACCUCUACAAGGGCGACAGGGUCAAAGUUCUGAGCAUCGGAGAGGGGGGUUUCUGGGAGGGCAGCGCCCGCGGCCAGGUGGGCUGGUUUCCAGCCGACUGUGUGGAGGAGAUCCCUGCCAAGGCCAUUGAGGAGAGGAGCUAUUCCCGAGCGGACCGAGCUGACAGACGGAAGCUCUUCAGACAUUACACUGUGGGCUCCUAUGACAGCUUUGAUGCCUCUAGUGACUGCGUGGUGGACGAGAAGACGGUGGUGCUCCAGAAAAAGGAGAAUGAGGGAUUUGGCUUCGUCCUGCGAGGGGCUAAAGCGGAUACGCCCAUUGAGGAGUUUACUCCCACGCCUGCCUUCCCCGCCCUGCAGUACCUGGAGUCGGUGGACGAGGGAGGAGUGGCAUGGCAGGCGGGACUCAGGACGGGGGAUUUCCUCAUCGAGGUGAACCAGGAGAACGUGGUGAAGGUGGGCCACAGACAGGUGGUCAACAUGAUCCGCCAGGGGGGGAACCGGCUCCUGAUCAAGGUGGUGACGGUGAGCCGGAAUCUGGACCCUGAGGACACGGCACGCAAAAAAGCUCCUCCACCUCCAAAGAGAGCCCCCACCACAGCACUGUCGAUGCGUUCCAAGUCGAUGACCUCUGAGCUGGAGGAACUCGCCACUCUAAGGAAAAAGAAAGGUGAUGCGCAGAAGAAGAGGAUUGUUUUCCAAGUCACUCUAAACAAAGUUGAGGAGAUGACACACGCCCAGAAGGCCUCACCUGUUGACAUGAAGAUCGCAACAAUCAAACCACGUCCAUCCAGUCGCUGCUUGGUCACGCCUACUGAUAUGAAUUCCAUGUAUCACGACCGCCAGGGAGUAGCAGUGGUGCCACCCACUGUGCCGGGGGCGUACCUGGGGAUACCUGAGAAGGGCACUAUUAAGAAGCAGAAGUCCAUAGGUACAUCAGAGGAUGAGAAACAGGGAUUCCUCACACCUCCCUUACUCAAGUUCUCCCGCAGCCUCUCUAUGCCGGACACCUCAGAGGACAUCCCUCCUCCACCUGCCAUUUCACCACCUUCACCACCUGCCUACAACUCAGCUGCUGGCCCAACAACCAAAAGCUAUGGCACCACACGACCGAGCUUCGUCCAGAACUCACCCAACGCAGUGACAACCAUUAGCCGAACCACCGAUGUUGGUACACUAAGACGUGGCUAUUUCCGGCAGAGCUCUGAGCAGUUUGAGAGCACACGCACUCGAGGACGCACACCGGUGCCUGAGAACCCUUACUCCGAGGUGGGCAAUAAGACACUAUAUGUGCCAGCAAAACCAGCUCGAAGGAAGGGCAUGCUAGUGAAGCAAUCUAAUGUUGAAGACAGUCCAGAGAAAACAUGUCACAUGCCAGCAAACCCCUCAGGCGCAGUUUCAAUGCCCACUACACCUGUAGAAAGAACGUGCUCCUCCAUUCCCAUCCCCACCAUUAUCGUUAAGGAGCCCUCCACCAGCAGCAGUGGUAAGAGCAGCCAGGGUAGCAGUAUGGAGAUAGAGCCCACCACCCCUGAACACCCACCUCUCACACCCACCGUUGGUGGAAGUGGAGGUUUGCGUCCUGACGACCCCCUCUCCCUAAGCAACCCCUUUGCAGCAGCUAUUGCUGGAGCUGUUCGGGACCGAGAGAAGAGGCUAGAGGCAAAAAAGCACUCAAUUGCCUUCCAGUCAAUAGACAUAGGGGAUGAUGACUUGAGUGGUCCCACACCGACCCCUCGCCUUCGCCAGUCCAAGUCCAUCGAUGAAGGCAUGUUCAGUAGCGACGAACGUCUCCGAAGAAUAUUGGGUCCUCCUUCAACUCAGCUCGGACCCCCUGUUGGGGGUGGUAGUGGCAAUAUGACAGAUUUCAACACUCCUGAGCCCACAGUGGUUCGGGAGCCUCUGAACACUAGAACAGGCCAGUGUCCCAACCUGGACAGUCCUGUCAGUCUCCCAGCCACACCCCCUAAGAGCCACUACAGGGCUAAUGGGACCUACCUCCAUCCUGUCACUGGCAAGCCCCUGGACCCUAACUCCCCACUUGCGCUGGCCCUAGCAGCUCGUGACCGGGCCAUGAAGGAGCAGCAAAACCACCCUCAGAAUCAGCCACCAAAUCCUCCUCAGGUUCAGCAAACCCCCAAACACGAAGCCCAGUCGCUGCCAAUUCAGCAAAGUCACAAACCAGACCUCAACCAACCGCUGUUCAUUGACACCAAACUACGCUCUGGAAUUGAGACGAGCUAUGCUGCAAUCUCCACAGCAACCAUGGGACGGCCUGGCCGAGGCGGCCUCCGGAGGCAGAUGACGGAGCAGAAGUACGAGUCUGAUGGAGCUCGAGAAGAGCGGAAGCAUCAGGCUGUCGAGGAGAGAAAAAGUGCGCCAGCAGAUGUGGCGGACUCAUCAGCUCCCAAGUCAGCCGGGCUGUUGAUGGUCCACACAAGUACAGAGGCAAACAACAAGAUGGAGGUGGAGGGGCAGGACAGCAACAGGCCAUCUGAGCUGAAGGACCCCAACCAGCCUGACCCUAUCACUACUCAGACACUGUCCUCCAAUCAGCCACCCACAUCCCGAAGGAGAAGCGUUCCUUUAGGCGAAUCCCUGGAUGAACCGGUAAAACUGCCCUUCCGUAUCCCCCCUCCUCCACUGGCCUCGGUCGACAUUGAUGAAGAAUUUGACUUCGCAGAGCCCCUCCCUCCACCUUUGGAGUUUGCAAACAGUAUUGACAUUCCUGAUGACCAGGCUAGUGCCAUUGCAGAGAUGCUACAACAACAGAGACGAAACGGGGGACCUCCUCUACCCCCAUACCACCCUCACGCCCCGCCACCAGUCACCGAUCAACACAAACGGGUGGCAAACAGCAUGCCCCCCUCGUAUCCUCCACCUCCACCCGACCAAGAGUCAGGGGUGGGCGACUCGGGCAUCGAAGAGGUGGACAGCCGCAGUAGUGGGGAUCCUCAGCACAUGGAGACCACCAGCACCGUUUCCAGCAUCUCCACCCUGUCGUCAGAGGGAGGCUUCUGUGACAGCGCCCUGGAGAGUCUCUACGCCACCGCGGAUGGUCAUGCCUUCCUGGUGGAUCGGCCUCCAGUGCCACCCAAACCCAAGGGCAAGUCCGUCAUCAACAGAACAUCACUUUAUCAUGAUGCUCUCAUUGAGGAGCCCCCAGAGUCCUACGGUUCGCCGCCUCAGGCCCCUCCCCCUCCCCCCUCUUCCACUGAACCUCCUAGGACUCCUACUCAAAGGACAUCCAAGCUAUGGGGCGAUCAGGCCCCUGAGCUACGCAGCCCCCCAUCCACACCGGACACCAAGAACACAGUUAUCACCGAGCUGAGCUCCAUUCUGCAGCAAAUGAAUCGCGACAGGCCGCCCAAGCCAGGAGAGAGCCUCGACUCCCCCACAGGGACCAGGGGGGGCUUCGGAACCAGGCCUCCCACAGACGACUCAGGAAUGCGUAAUAACGCCGCUGCUGCUGCGCUCACCUCCACGCCACCCAGCAGCCUCCCGUCGCAGGCUCACCCCUGCAGCCCGCCGGACUCUGCCUCCUCCCUCACCCCCUGCUCCUCACUGCCUCCCUCGGUGUCGCCCACCCUCACGGACGUCUUCGGCCUUCCCACCCCGCCCAUGGGCAGUGGCGGCGGCUACAGCCUGAGCUCCUCGUGCGGCGGCAGCGGCAGCUCUCGCUCUCCGUCGCCGCUCAUGCUGAUGCAGGCGGUAGCGGCUUCGGGCAAGCCCUUUGCCUCCAAGCCCAUGGAGCUGUGGAGCAAACACGACGUGGCAGACUGGCUGGAGAGCCUGAACCUGGGGGAGCACAGGGACGCCUUCCUGGACAAUGAGAUCGAGGGUGCCCACCUGCCCUCGCUGCAGAAGGAGGACCUGAUAGACCUCGGCGUGACGAGGGUGGGCCACCGCAUGAACAUCGAGAGGGCCCUCAAGCUGCUGCAGGACAGAUAAGCCCCGAGGUGACGGGGUGGCGACGCGGGGGAGAGGAGACGGAGGUGUUACCCAUCACUUUUACCAAUCUCUUCAUCAGACAUAAUCUCAAGUCAUGGAACUGGGUAGAAGUUUUGUCCGAGCUGAUGCUGCCUCUUGCUGUUUUUGUCCUCUCUCAUCCUCCGUUGUCGCCCUCAUCUCAGUGCUCCGGUCUUGUCCGCCCUCUUCCUCCUUCCCACCGUCCUGAGCAUCAGGAGAUCAUGGGAUGUCUGGAGGAGCUGCAGAGAGAGAAUAGCUGCUAUAUCACAUCACAGAGAGCAGAGGAGGCCAGUGUGAAGGACUGUCCAGAAAACGGAGAACUCUGGAAUAGUUUGUCCUCGAACUGGAAACAAACACUCGUCUGGAGGUUUAUUUCACAUAAAGACUCGUGCUCACCCAACUGCUUUGGAAUACUAAAUACUUUUUCCAUACACCCCGGUGUGGGUGCAUGAAGAACCAGCUGAGCUGGUCGUUGCUCCUUUUCUAUCUUUGCUAGAGUUUGUUCAGAGAAUAUUUCUUCACUAGAGUCCUACCGGAGUUAUAUUUCUGGGUGCAUCUAAGGUUGUAGAGAAAAAUUUGAGAUAGACUCCAUUUUUUUUGCUUUUCACCUGUUUGUGUCAAAGUAAGAACAUUAGCUGACAUGUUUAAACUAAUACUGAACCAUAUCUUGUGUCCACGCACACAGACACACACACACACACACUUUCUGCACAGUGCCACACAAAUGAGAACACACACCGUCUUCACGACACCCUGAGCAUGUGCACACACACUGUUCCUGCGAUGGCCUUCUUCUCCAGAGUGUGAAGAGAGGUGGUCACCAGAGGAGGAGCCUCGGCUCUGCAGUCCAUCCGGUGUCCCCUUCCAGGAAAACCAGGACGAGGACACGACGGACAAACGUUGGAGCAGAAAGAUCCUCACCUUGAACCAGCUCGUCUGGCUGUGAACAGCGUCCUCUCUUGGCUUUCCCUUUUAGUUCUGUGUGUGUGUGUGUGUGUGAGUGUGUGUGUGUGUGUGUGUGUGUGUGCGUGCGUGCGUGCGUGCGUGCGUGCGUGCGUGCGUGCGUGCGUGCGUGCGUGCGUGCGUGCGUGUGUGUGUGUGUAUGUGUGUAUGUGUGUGUAUGUGUGUGUGUUAAUGGUUGACCCAAAAUAUGAUUAAGGCCCGUUUAGCUAUUUCCAUGAAUCUGCUAUGUAGGCCGCAGUAUAGGAAAACUAGAACUGUUACUUUUGUACUUCAUGCUGUCAAAUCCUCCCUCACCUCACAAAGAGCAGGUCAGCACUUAACGUGGCCCCGCAGUAAUGCUAACGGAUCAGUGUGUGAGUGGCAGAAGCAGAGGAAGCAUUACAAGGAGGAAUCGUGUAACAUUUUGGGAAAUACACUCGUUCGCUUUCUUGCCAAAGUCAAACUGAACUUUCAGAUUCUGUUCCAGGAGUCACAACAAUUGCAUUUCUAUCCACAUGCAGAUUUUUCAUUUAAAAACCCCUGAGUGGAAAGGAGGAAAUUUAAAUAAUAGUGUAUAUUUAACCCAAAAAAAGAGUUUAAAUGGAAAUGAAGUGAAUGUAGCGUAAAUGUCACUCAAGCAACAUUCCUCAUAUUACAAGAUUAAACAAACAGAAGCAUCAUCCUGGAUUUCAGAUCCGUCCAACACAACGGCUUGUUUCUAAACGUCCUAUGUUGCAAAAAUUGUUUCAUGAAAUGUUUCUGAAAACAUUUAAGCUGAAAAUCUUCAUCCACCACUUCUUUAUCCUGCGGUGACUGUGAGUUACAAUGGAGGACAUGUUUAAUUUUUGUUUAAUUCUUUAAUAUUUGUUUAACUGUUUAAUUUAAUCGCUGGUAACAUGGUGGAUAAACCAAAUCUACAAUCCGAUGUUUGCUUUUAAUCAUGCUAAGCCCAUUAUAAGUCUCAUUUUCAGUCAAAUCAUUUUACAGUGAGGCCAACAAGUUACAGAAAAACAUCACAUUAAAUUGCAGGUUUGUGAUGUCAACAUGACACAACGUAAUCAGUAUUUAUCACAUAUACAGGGAUAGGAAUUAGCAGAUGAUUCAAAUAAAUCCUGAAUAUGAUCAAAACUAGGAUUCUAGUGUUCAUUUAAACACAAUCAAUAAUAAUGUUCUACUCAUCUAUCAUCGUUUCCUAUCCUCUCUCAUAGAAAGCGUUGCGAUUAGAUCCUAUUUUGUCUCAGAAUAUGGAAAGUUUAAACUCAGGAACACGUUUCAUGUCUUCAGAAAGACCUGUGAAGGUAGCACUCACUGAGAGACUGUUGCUUUACAGAAGCUGGUGAAACGGAGACUCGUCAGGACACAGUACUUCUCUAUGUGCAGCUAAAGUCAGUACAGUUUAGCAUCGAGUCCAGAAGCAGGUUGGAACCAAAUGUGGCCACUAGCACCUCGAAAUUCAGAUUUAAUGAGCUUUAGAGGUUCUUCAAGUCAGAUUUUUACACCUGAGGACACAUCACAGCUUCCAGUUGUGGACGUAGCUUUCAACACGCAGAUGUACAACAAAAGUGAUAUCCAACUUCUCAGCUAACCCUUGGCAAGAAAGCGAUGUGUGUAUUUCCCAAAAUAUCAAACUAUUUAAGGUUGUCAGUGGAGCAUUUUAUAGCAUUUGAAUCCAGUGUCAAACCCUGUUGGAGCCCUUUUAUUGGUGUUGUUUUCAACAAAUUAUAAGAAAGCUAAUAUUUAAGAACUAGAAGUCAAUAUUUCAAGAGCUUAAGUUCACAUUCUAUCAGAGAAAUCAGAUAUGUUUUUAGAAACAACCAUCCGAACAUUUUGUACACUGUUGUUUGCUAAUGUGCAAAAUUCGAUCACAAAGUUCACUCAAAUCCAAACUUAUAAAGUGGUUUGGACGUGAUUUGAAACACAUCGAAAGGCAAGCUCUGUUUCAGACCAAAACAGGCUUUAGUAGUGUGAUUACUUUCCAAUAACAACAGCUGGAGACGCAGCAGCGCUAAAAUAAGCUGCUGUACACCGACUCCAGCAGCCCCUGCACGACCAGGGGAGAUAAACAAGACCUUUUCUUCUAAAUCUACUUAAGAGCAAGCUGAUUCUUUGUACAGCAACUUCAAACCAGAUGACGUGAAAUCACACUGAAUCAGGUUUUACUACAAUCUGUCUCUUGGCCUUGAAGAAUAACCUGACAGAGGCGGCAGAUGUUCAUCAGAGAUUAGAGCGGGAUAGAGACCGCCCUGAUCUGCUGUAACUUCACCGGACUAUAAGCUUCUCCACAUUCUCUCAUUGCAGCUUCAGCAGCAGAGAUGAGAUUUAAAACUUUGUUAUAAGGGUCCAAUUUUAAAAUCAGCAUUUGUAAAACUGGAGGUUUUCUGUGUAUUUGCCAGCGAUGACUCCAGGCAGGUCAGACGUACAAGUGCAGUGUGUGUUGAAAUGUGUAUAUAAGAGUGUUUAGCAGGAUAAAAAUGUCUAUUUGAUUAUAUGUAUAGCUCUAUUUAAAAUGUUUAGAGGAGAAAAGAGAUUCUAUGAAGGUUGAUUUCUAGUUGUCAGAGCUGACCUGAUGACCAAAGCAGUGGUCUCAUUCGCCCCCAUCAUCCCUCAGAGGAUGCCUUAAACAGCUUCCCUUCCUCCACCCCCUGCAAGAACAGCUUCCGUAUUAUCUCGAAGCAGAUUCCUUCAGAGCAGGCCGGCCGGGCGGUUUGCUCGACGGUAACCCGACGUCUAGAACAAGUUGUUUGGUUUCAUAUCACACUCCGCAGCUUCAUGUAGGCGCAGCUUUCUGAGGAGACAAAUGAAACAUACACGAGCUCUGUGUUCUGUGAACAUUAGGAGGCUGGCACGGGAGAAUGCUGCUAUAAUCCUGUUGUUUUAAAUCGAACAGCGGCGUGUCGGAGGGCGCAGAAAAGCACAGUAUUUUUAAAAAUUUGUAUAGAGUUCUAUGAAAUUUUAUAGAGGUUAUCUGAACAAAAAAACUGUUCAACACUGACGCGUGGAUUGCCAAAAAAAAAAACUGAAAUACUAUAGAUAUAAACGUGGAUAUUAUUAGACUUAUGGGUUAUGUAAGAAGCAAUAUUUAUUCUGAAUGAAUCUCCUUGGUUGUGUUUUAUUUUUUAAAGUUACAUAUCAUGACGCGAUCACUUGUCAGUGUUUUAAUGAAGUGUUGCCUAACGUAGAUACACUCUCUACUUACUGCAGUAGAUACAGUAUACAACUGAAUAUACUGUGUUAGCUCUACACCCCUGUGAAAUAUCACUUCCAUGUGGAAUGAUUCAAAAUCGUAUCGCCUCUCAAUAACUGUUGAUUUUUUUUCCCCCUCAUGAACAAUCAAAAACAAGCACUUUAGAAAGACUAUAUUUAAAAUGCAGGCGCCAAUGUAGAAACCUGGGAUUCCCAAUCAGCCUAACUGCAUGAACAUGGUUAGAAAAACUUUUUCAGUUUUGGAUAUCAGCUGUGUCUGUCUUUAUGUCUACAUCAUGGCUCCAUAUGGAUAACAACUGUCAGGAUAACAGAAAAAUCUGACUGUGAGACUUCACAAAGAUGAAAAAGGAUCCAUGAAGAUCAGUGAGCAACUUAAAGUCAGUGGUAACGCAGCUGUAGCAGCAAUCAGGAUGUAUACAACGAUCCAUAGUACCACUGUUCAGGGCUUCAGUAGUUGUCCUUUUAAAAUGAUACCACACAGGUUGCUCUACUUUUACAUUCUAACUCUAUUUAGUUAUAGAAAUGAGACUUUUUGUGACAAUAUGAGGUACAGUUCAUCAACAUCAAUCUUGAUGGACAGGAUCCAAGAAAGAAAAACUUGUUUGCUCUUUAACAUGAAGCUGCAAGAUUAAGUUUUGUUUUUUUUAAAAAAAAUAAAUAAAUAAAAUACAUGAAAAGACCCUUUGUGACUGUUGGGAACACAUUCUUUGGUUAGAUUAGACUGAAAUAAAAUAGUUUUGGCUCAGACGGGGUGCAGCGUGUUUGGCGUCAACCUGACCAGGACUGCCACAGUGGAUGCAUAGUCUUGACGGUGAAGCACGGAGGCAGGAUUCUGAUGAUUAUGGAGCUGCCAAAAUCACACAUAAGUGUCUAAAGAAGAAAAAAGUGAAAAUUAUGACAUGGCCAAUUAUGUCGCCUGACUUGAAUCCAAUAGAACAUGUUUGGGGUAUUUUAAAGAGAAAUGUAACUAACAACCCCUCCAGCAAAGGGCAGCUCGGUCAUAAAAGGCGUGCUGACUUUAGUUGCAUUUAGUUCAUAUUUCGGGGCCUGAAUUUUCAAUAUAGUCCUUCCAAAGUGUUGCUCACGAGAGGAAAUACUCUACUUGCCAAUUGAGAAGUAACGCAGUUAUCCAGAGGUGAUCCGAUUUUGAUUCAUUUAAGUGAUGUUGCACACUCACUACUGUUGUAUACUGUAUUUUGGCCAAACAAGUGACCACCAAACCCAGGUAUUUUCUGACGACCACCAUCUGCCUGACUUUCAUCUCCUGAAAUCCCUGAGUGUGUGUAUAAAAAGAGCAAAAUGUGUAAAUUUAAAAAAAAUAUAUAUAUCAGCAGGCCAUCUCGGUAGGAAACUAUAUGAAACCUAUAUAUAUAUGUAUACAUACAUAAAUCCACCAAAAAGAAUAGCGGUGGCUGCUGACUCCUUUUCUGUGGAUCGGUGGCUCACUAUGCAGUUUUCUCUGUGGAAAUGUAGAGCUGAGUAGAUGUAGUAAGAAUCUUUAAAGAGCAUCACCGUGGCGUGGCGCUUCACCAGGCCAUGUUUAGGACAGGCAUGGCCCACUAACCCACCACCACUCCCCUCUAAAACACUGCUCCCACCUCUAUCAUCGUCCAACAUUUGGGUAACUGUUACUUUGAUUUAUUUUUUUCUUUCUUGAUUAAUUUAUUUUUUUCUCAUGAAAUAGAUUUUAUUCUUUGAUUAAGUCUUCAUAGAGGCUAAGAUGUUUUUUCGGUAAUUUGUGCAAAGACUUGUGUUCAUGUUUUCUAUGUUGCUGUAAUUUUGUGCUACUAAAUCAUCAUAGAGUCAACUAAUUACUGAAAUGAAAAGAGAGAGAAUUUUCCUGUAACUGCACUCUUCCUUCCCUCUGCCCCCUCAAUUCCUCAAGACUUCUUGUAUGGCAACCAAAAUUCACUGUAAGAAAUAAAUAUAAUAUUGCACUA
Messenger RNA from Amphiprion ocellaris (clown anemonefish), 12082 nucleotides. RefSeq names its product SH3 and multiple ankyrin repeat domains 2b (gene shank2b). The record is from RefSeq and is a predicted model, not a curated record. Lineage: Eukaryota; Metazoa; Chordata; Actinopteri; Pomacentridae. Gene Ontology annotation, molecular function: synaptic receptor adaptor activity; ionotropic glutamate receptor binding. Bases 297 to 5978 code for a protein of 1893 amino acids. Gene Ontology annotation, cellular component: postsynaptic membrane; dendritic spine; postsynaptic density. The transcript is spliced from 24 exons.